CCUCACUGGCUCUCUUCCUUUGAUUCAGAUCAUUGCCAAACAUCUAAACAGAAACUUUGCGCGAAAAUUUUCAAUCUCUCUCACAACAACCACCAUGGCAACAACAACUUCACCACAAACUCAUCUUCUUCCUCAAACCAACAACCCAUUUCUCAAAAAACCCAUCACCACUUUCACCUCACCAAUCUCUCUCCGCACUAACCCAACCUUCAAACCCAUUUCCAUCAAAUGCACCGCUACAACCCAAGCCCAGUCCCAAGCCCAGCCCCAAACCCAAUCCCAUUCCUCAGAUCGCGUCUUCAACUUCGCUGCCGGACCUGCCACCCUCCCUGAAAACGUCCUCCGUAAAGCCCAAUCAGAACUUUACAACUGGCGUGGAUCCGGCAUGAGCGUCAUGGAAAUGAGUCAUAGAGGUAAAGAAUUUCUUUCGAUUAUUCAAAAAGCAGAGUCAGAUCUGCGUACCCUUUUGGAAAUCUCGUCGGAAUAUUCUGUUCUUUUUCUUCAAGGUGGCGCAACUACUCAGUUCGCCGCCGUGCCGUUAAACAUCUGUAAAAAUGACGAUGCUGUUGAUUACAUCGUUACUGGUUCUUGGAGCGAUAAAGCUUUCAAGGAAGGUCAGAAAUAUUGUAAACCAAACGUGAUUUGGUCUGGGAAAUCUGAAAAGUAUACAAAGAUUCCAUCUUUUGAUGAUUUGAAACAGAACCCAGAAGCUAGGUUUUUGCAUAUUUGUGCUAAUGAAACUAUUCAUGGUGUUGAAUUUAAGAAUUAUCCAACACCCAAUAAUAAAAAUGGGAUUUUGAUUGCUGAUAUGUCUUCAAAUUUUUGUUCUAAACCUGUUGAUGUUUCAAAAUUUGGUUUGAUUUAUGCUGGUGCUCAGAAGAAUGUUGGUCCUUCUGGUGUAACAGUUGUGAUUGUGAGAAAUGAUUUGAUUGGUAAUGCUCAAGAUUUGACUCCUGUAAUGCUUGAUUACAAGAUUCACGCCGAGAACAAUUCACUUUACAAUACACCACCUUGUUAUGGAAUUUACAUGUGUGGUUUGGUUUUUGAGGAUUUGUUGGAACAAGGUGGUUUGGUUGAGGUUGAGAAGAAGAAUAAGAAGAAAGCUGAGAUUCUUUACAAUGCUAUUGAUGAGAGUAAUGGGUUUUUUAAGUGUCCUGUUGAGAAAUCUGUUAGGUCUUUGAUGAAUGUUCCAUUUACUUUGGAGAAAUCUGAGUUGGAAGGUGAUUUUAUUAAGGAAGCUGCUAAGGAGAAUAUGGUUCAGCUUAAGGGACAUAGGUCUGUUGGUGGUAUGAGAGCUUCAAUUUACAAUGCUAUGCCUUUGGCUGGUGUUGAAAAGUUGGUGGCUUUCAUGAAGGAUUUCCAAGCCAAACAUGCUUAGUAUGCACUUGUCUUUGUCUCUAUUCAACACUUCUGAGUUUUGAUAGUGUUGCUUGGAAAAAAGGUCUUUAGCAAUUUUGGCUUAUUGUGUCUUGUUUUGUUGUUGUUUUAAUUUAUGUCUUGUUGCUAGUUAGUAGUAUUUUAUUUUCAAUUGCAGAAUAUUAUUUUGGGAUGGUUUAGAUUUUGUGGCCAAAAGAGAUGCCUAGUGGUUUGCCUGUUUCCUGAGUGGUCACUUGGUUGAGGAGUUACUCUUCAACCUGGAGGAACUCGGUUCGAAACUUGGCUCCGAGAGAGUUGGCUAGUGGUUUAGGACUUAGGUUCAAAUUUAUUAAUAAUAUGCAUGUUUGUAUGGUUGAGUCCCAUGUGAUAUUAGUGAAUGUAAGAUGAAACAUGUUUCAAACUUCAAUCAAUAAAGACAUUGAACAAUGAAUAUUGAAUAA
Trifolium pratense (red clover) is the source of this 1817-nucleotide messenger RNA. Its product is annotated as phosphoserine aminotransferase 2, chloroplastic-like. The record is from RefSeq and is a predicted model, not a curated record. Lineage: Eukaryota; Viridiplantae; Streptophyta; Magnoliopsida; Fabales; Fabaceae. Gene Ontology annotation, biological process: L-serine biosynthetic process. Gene Ontology annotation, molecular function: pyridoxal phosphate binding; O-phospho-L-serine:2-oxoglutarate transaminase activity. The transcript has a single exon. Gene Ontology annotation, cellular component: chloroplast stroma; cytoplasm. Bases 95 to 1378 code for a protein of 427 amino acids.